Messenger RNA from Phlebotomus papatasi, 1464 nucleotides. RefSeq names its product 60S ribosomal protein L4 (gene RpL4). The record is from RefSeq and is a predicted model, not a curated record. The transcript is spliced from 4 exons. Gene Ontology annotation, cellular component: cytosolic large ribosomal subunit; ribosome. Gene Ontology annotation, molecular function: RNA binding; structural constituent of ribosome. The coding region runs from base 145 to 1374 and encodes 409 amino acids. NCBI's taxonomy places the organism in Eukaryota, Metazoa, Arthropoda, Insecta, Diptera, Psychodidae. Gene Ontology annotation, biological process: translation.
CAUUCGUUCAAUUUUCGAUGAAUGUCACCAAGACUUCCGGAAGCAUUCGAUGAGUCUUUCUUUUCGCUGUUCCGUUUCUCAUGGCGGAGUAGUUUUCGUUUGUGGAGGAAAAAUAACAAUUUAGUGCUCCUACGAGAGUGAAGAAUGAGUUUAUCCGCAGCUCGUCCUGUGGUCAGUGUCUAUACUGACAAAAAUGAACCGGUGAAGGAUCAUGCAGUGCCCCUGCCGGCCAUCUUUAAGGCACCCAUCCGGCCGGACAUCGUCAAUGAGAUCCACCAAUUGAUGCGCCGCAAUCGUCGGCAGCCGUACGCCGUGAGCGAGGAGGCCGGCCACCAGACCUCAGCUGAAUCCUGGGGCACUGGUCGUGCUGUCGCUCGUAUUCCGCGUGUCCGCGGUGGUGGCACCCACCGUUCUGGCCAGGGAGCCUUCGGCAACAUGUGCCGUGGUGGACGCAUGUUCGCCCCCACGAAGACCUGGCGCCGCUGGCACCGCAAGAUCAAUGUCAAUCAGCGUCGCUACGCUAUUGUGUCGGCCAUUGCGGCUUCCGGAGUCCCGGCUCUGGUUCAGUCCAAGGGCCAUGUCAUCGAUGGCGUUUCUGAGUUUCCGCUCGUGGUGUCGGACAAACUCCAGGAGGUCACCAAGACCAAGCAGGCGGUGAUCUUCUUGCGUCGCAUGAAGAUUUGGGGAGACAUUCAGAAGGUGUACAGGAGCCAGCGUUUCCGUGCUGGUCGCGGUAAGAUGCGCAAUCGCCGUCGCAUCCACCGCCGUGGUCCGUUGAUUGUCUACGCCAAGAACGACGGCAUCAAGAAGGCCUUCCGCAACAUCCCUGGCAUCGAUACCAUGAAUGUGGCCAAGAUGAACUUGCUGAAGCUGGCUCCGGGCGGUCACGUUGGUCGCUUUGUCAUCUGGACCGAAUCGGCCUUCAAGCGCCUCAACAACAUCUUCGGAUCCUGGGAGAAGCCAUCGACGCAGAAGAAGGGAUACAAUCUGCCCCAGCCCAAGAUGGCCAACACCGAUCUGUCGCGUCUGCUCAAGUCCGAGGAGAUCCGCCGGGUGCUGCGUCGUCCCAAGAAGCAAGUUAAGCGUCACGUUCGCCGACUUAAUCCUCUCAAGAAUGCUCGUGCUCUGGUUAAAUUGAACCCGUAUGCCGAGGUAGUGAAGCGUCGUGCGAUCCUGGGAGCUGAAAAGCUGAGGCUGCAGAAGAAACUGGAGGCGUCUAAGUUGAGGAAGAAGCCACUGAGCAAGAAGAAUUACAUCGUGAGGACUCUCCGUCGCGAUGAACUCCGCAAGCAACAGUUGCAGAAGACAUGGGCAGCCAAGAAGGCCAAGGUGGCUGCUAAGAAGGCUGCCAAACAGGCGGCUGCCAAGAAGUAAUUAUUCCCAUUCUUUUUAUUAAGCCGCGGCCCCUCAACAUUUUGGAGAGAAAGGUUGAAAAUAAAUAAAAAAUCUCCAAGAACAAAAAGA